Molecule: messenger RNA, 1125 nt
Organism: Fusarium verticillioides 7600
Lineage: Eukaryota; Fungi; Ascomycota; Sordariomycetes; Hypocreales; Nectriaceae
Exons: 1
Coding region: 288-905 (205 amino acids)
Biological process (GO): cellular response to oxidative stress
Source: RefSeq, a predicted model, not a curated record
AUGCCAUCCCGGCGCUCGGCACUGCAUUAGUCGCAUUAGUCAGUGGAGCUUGGCGAUUGCGAAAAGUCGGCAGGGUCUGAUGUGUUUCUGCUCUUUACGAAUGGGACAAUGGGGAGGAGGGGUCGAUAUGGCGGGGCCGUUACUUUGAUACUGAUUGAGGGUUUUGUUAUAUAUAUUCUAGUUGAUUCCCCGUGUUGUCUGUCCUUCCAGAUCAUCAUCAGUCUCAGCUCAUAUCACUUACACACCACUUAACACUCACACCUACAAACACCUACAAACUAUUCACAAUGGCCGCUAAACUCUCCGCCAACGCCCUCAUCGAGCUGGCCAAGAACCGCCGCUCCAUCUACACUCUCUCCAAGAACCUCCCCAUUUCCACCCAGCGCAUCACCGAGAUCGUCAACCAAACCACUCUCGAGACCCCCUCAUCCUUCAACUCCCAGUCCAACCGUGUCGUCGUCCUCUACGGCGCUGAGCACGACAAGCUCUGGGACAUCACUGCCGAUACCCUCAAGGCCAUCGUCCCCGCCGAGACAUGGGAGGGCACCUCUAAGCGCAUCUCAGGCUUUAAGGCCGCCGCCGGAACUGUCCUCUUCUAUGUCGACAACGCCGCUGUCGAGGCCAUGCAGACCAAGUUCGCCAUCUACGCUGACCGCUUCCCUCCCUGGGCCGUUCAGUCCGCUGGCAUCCAGCAGUACCUCCUCUGGACCGCUCUCGAGGCUGAGGGUCUCGGUGCCAACCUCCAGCACUACAACCCCCUGAUCGAUGAGAAGGUUGCUGAGACCUGGAAGAUUCCUUCUACCUGGACUCUCAACGCCCAGCUUGUCUUCGGUGCCAAGACCGCUGAGGCUGCCCCCAAGGACUAUGCUCCUCUCGAGGAGCGUGUCAAGGUCUUUGGCGCUUAAAAUAACUUUACAAAAGCAUAAGAAACGUCAACUAGAAUUGGCAUAGAAACCUGCAUUUUUAGCGAGUUGCAAUUGAAACAUGGAGCCUCGAGCUCUGGUUUUCCUUUAAUAGACAAAAUUAUCAAUCACAAUAUAAGCGUUUGCAUUGACGAUGCCCUUCUCCUUUGACCGACACUUGAACAUCCAUGUUGACUACCUACGCGUGCACCACCUGCCAACC